UAAAGCUUCGGCUGUGUAACGUUAGUCUUGUAUCUCCCGUCCCUGUUCACCGUUCCAGCUCAAUCGUGUUCAUUUUUUCCCCUCUCAUUCUGCUGGAAUUCAUGAAUAAGAAACUGGAUCACUUUUGGCGUGUCUCGUUCAAGUGAGACAUCCUAAAACCCCUUAAACUUGAGUUUUGACUAGGUAUUCAUCAGAGAGUUUUGCUAUCUGGCUUUUUUGCCCCUUUCUUUCUUUGACCUUAAAUAUCUCCAACAUGGUGCCAUAAUCUAUUUCUCUUCUUCUCCUCUAUUAGUCUUUCGACUUUAAAACCUGAGUUGCAUCAUAACUGGGUGCGGCUCUGACCGAGGAUAUAAAAAAUGUCGACACUAAGGGGCAUUGUCGUAUUUUCUGGCGGAAGCGGGGCAAAUAGCCUUGUAGAUGUUUUCGGUGCAGUCCGCGCAAGUAAGGACUGCCCAUUAAGCUAUAUAAUACCCAUUAGUGACAAUGGUGGCUCUUCUUCCGAGUUGAUUCGAGUGUUUGGUGGGCCUGGGAUUGGUGAUGUACGGAGUAGACUCGUCCGUCUAAUUCCUGAUUGCCCUCCACAUUCUGAGAGGGCAGCAAUUAAAACCCUAUUCAAUCAUCGUUUAGCCCCAUCAGCGAGCACCGCACAUGCUGAAUGGUAUUCCAUAGUCGAAGGGACUUCACCGCUGUGGAAGACUAUCUCCCCAGCAAAGAGAGAACUAAUCCGUUCCUUUCUCAAUCUCCUCAAUCUGGAAAUCCUCAAGCGCGCAAGGCCACCAUCUUCCACCUUUGACUUCACCUCUGCCAGUGUUGGUAAUCUGUUCCUGACAGGCGCUCGGCUAUUCAGUGGCAGCCUUGAGAGUGCCAUAUACCUGCUGGGAAGUAUCUGCUCAGUCCCGACGGACGAUGUCCGUGUGAUACCCGCUAUAAACUCCACGUUUUCUCAUCACAUAUCGGCCUCCCUAGUCGAUGGCUCAGUCAUCGUUGGCCAAAACAGCAUUUCACAUCCAAGCGAAGCAACAGCCAUCCAACCAAUCCCAUCACUCAGAAGGCCCAGCCUGCUCCUUGCCGAUGGUGACGACGCUUGCUCCGACUCCGAUGACCUCCCAUACGAGGAAAGCCACCUACCAGGCUCCCUGCCUACGCUGCGCAACAAGAAUAUCACUUUCAACAAAACCGGGACGGAAGACCUCCCCUGCCGCAUCUCCCGGCUUUGGUACAUAAACCCAUAUGGCCAAGAGAUCAGACCCCCAGCCAACCCCCGCGUUUUAGAUGCAUUAAAUUCAUCACAAGCUAUAAUAUACAGCAUCGGGUCCCUCUAUACGUCUAUAAUACCCUGCAUAAUUCUCAGGGGUGUGGGAAAGGCCAUUGCUAACAGCAGUGCGCGCCAAAAGAUCCUGAUCCUGAACGGAUCCAUCGACCGUGAGACUGGCCCGGCACACCAACCUUUCACCGCACUAGAUUUUAUUGAAGCCAUUGUGCGUGCUGGCGAAGAGAGUCGUGGCCGGCAGCAUCAUCAUUUGCCGCUUUUAAGUGAAGAUAAAAGGGUUGAGAAUUCUGUGGAUCGCCUGCCAACCGUUUCGCUUCCGUAUACAUCAUACGUUACUCACGUAUUACAUCUUGAGGGUCCUGGCACGCCACGUGUAGACCGCGAACGUUUAGCUGGGAUGGGGAUUGAAUGUGUGCGGUUGUAUGGAAGGAAGGUGGAGAAUGAAUCAGGCGUGGUGGUGGGGAUGCGAUAUGACCCAACAGCUCUUACACAGGCUUUGGAAGUUGUACUGGGUAAGAAAGGCGAUGCGAUAGCUAGAGGGGGGCUGGGUGCUGCUAGGAGUAGGCGGAAUACAUUGGAGCCAUUGGGAGGUGUCGGCAAGCUGGAUGUCAAAGGAAACCAUGGCACCUUGUAAAUUGGGUUUAUGUGUUUCUAUGUUUGUUUACUGUUUCUGAACGGGCAGGCGUUGAUUGUAACCUGUGCCUUUGCUACACUGCUUCGAUAUCAUAUCUGUUUGGUCUUGCAGCAGCAGGGGAGAGAACUGCGGAUGAACUUGGCAAACAGUCCGAUAAGAACAUACCGGAUAGCUUCCGAAACGCACCUGGCCUGGUAUCUAAAAAACAAAACCAAAAAAUUUAAAUAAAAAAUACAAACAACGCAAUAUAAAGAAGCAUGCAGACGCCCCUUGUAGCCUAUGCCCUUGACUAUCCAGACCUAAACGCCGCCACAUUAUGCAAAUCCAACGGACCCAACCCUUCAUUCCGCUAUGCUAUUUAAUCAU
This is a messenger RNA of Blastomyces dermatitidis ER-3, 2270 nucleotides long. RefSeq lists its product as uncharacterized. The record is from RefSeq and is a predicted model, not a curated record. Gene Ontology annotation, molecular function: LPPG:FO 2-phospho-L-lactate transferase activity. Lineage: Eukaryota; Fungi; Ascomycota; Eurotiomycetes; Onygenales; Ajellomycetaceae. Bases 357 to 1904 code for a protein of 515 amino acids. The transcript has 2 exons.